This is a messenger RNA of Trematomus bernacchii (emerald rockcod), 5100 nucleotides long. RefSeq names its product tyrosine kinase, non-receptor, 2a (gene tnk2a). Bases 712 to 3834 code for a protein of 1040 amino acids. Gene Ontology annotation, molecular function: protein tyrosine kinase activity; ATP binding; protein serine/threonine/tyrosine kinase activity. The transcript is spliced from 22 exons. Gene Ontology annotation, biological process: protein phosphorylation; signal transduction. The record is from RefSeq and is a predicted model, not a curated record. NCBI's taxonomy places the organism in Eukaryota, Metazoa, Chordata, Actinopteri, Perciformes, Nototheniidae.
GUGACGCUCGUGAACUCGGACAGGCGCACCGAGGAGGAAUAAACGGAGGAGAGAGAUAACGGUUCCGCUGAAUUAAAAAGGUUCCCCGACAAACAGCGCGGCUUCACGCCGGGCAGCAGGUGCUAAAGAGCGGCGGACAGAGCGAGGACUAACCGCAGGAAGGUGGACUGUUCUCCCGUAAACCCGUCUUCACCUCCCAGAUGCGGGGUCUCUCCAUCCAUGGCCUCCUCCAGGUGACCUCCAGUGACCUCAGUCCCUCCUGACUGCAGCUUUAAACCCUGAUCCAGGAGCAGACUUCUGCAGGAGCUGCUGAAUUAUUUAUCACCAGACAGUGGGCUCUGCUGCUGAACCAGAAGGAGAUGGAGAGCUAGAGAGAGAGUAAAAAAGAUGGCGAGAGAAAGGGUAGUAUGGAGGUGUCCGACGCCGCUGGAAGCCGUGAGUCAGCAGGGAGCGAAAACCCCAGUGUGGGGGAAGAUACAGAGUUUAUAGAUAGCUUUAGGGGAUACGACUGGAGACAGUGGCGUCAAAUGCCCCCGGUGUGUUUGUGAACGUGUGUGUGCAUGUAUCGAUUUAGCAGAGAAGGUCAUGGAGCCGAGAGGAGAUUAGCAAACUAGACUCAGAGCACGGCAGCAGAGCUAACGCCUCCUCUGAAUAGCAGCUAUAGACAAAAAAAAAGGAGACAAGGCGAAGGACGAGAGGAGCUGCUUCACUAUGGGGGAGAGCUAUAUGUACCAGCGACUCCCUUACACCAGAGGAAAGGAGGAGGGGGAGGAUGAGGACGAAGAGGAGAGUGCCGGGAGGAUUAGAGAGAGUGUCGGGGGACAAAUGAUGCAGAGUGAGGAGGGGACAGAGUGGCUGCUGGAGCUGCUGACAGACGUGCAGCUGCAGCAGUACUUCCUGCGGAUCCGCGAUGAGCUCAACGUCACACGAAUCUCCCACUUCGACUAUGUCAAGAACGAAGACCUGGAGAAGAUCGGCAUGGGACGCCCCGGUCAGCGGAGGCUUUGGGAGGCAGUCAAGAGGAGAAGAGCUCUCUAUAAACGCAAGUCCUGGAUGAGCAAGGUGUUCCCUGUUAAACGACCUGACACGGACCCCCAGCAACCCCUCCCUCAGGGGGCAUCGUCCAGUUCGACUUCAUCCAAUAGUGAGCCAGCAGCCUCGCUCACCUGCCUGAUCAGAGAGUCGGAGCUGCAGCUGUUUGAGCGGCUGGGAGACGGCACGUUUGGGGUGGUGCGGAGAGGAGAGUGGACUGGACCCAACGGCAGAGUGUUGUCAGUGGCAGUGAAGUGUCUGAAGGCCAGUGUGUUGGACUCUGAUGGUCUGGACGAUUUCAUCAGAGAGGUGAACGCCAUGCAUUCACUGAGCCAUCAGAACCUCAUCCGGCUGUACGGCAUCGUCCUUACGCAGCCCAUGAAGAUGGUGGCUGAGCUGGCCCCUCUGGGUUCUCUGUUGGAUCGCCUCAGGAAGCGUCAGGGUCACAUCCUCAUCUCCUCUCUGUGCAACUACGCUGUACAGGUGGCGUGCGGCAUGGCCUACCUGGAGCAGAGACGUUUCCUCCACAGAGACCUGGCCGCCCGCAACGUUCUGCUGUCCACCAAUGAAAUCGUAAAGAUUGGUGACUUUGGCCUGAUGAGAGCUCUGCCAACACACACUGACCAUUACAUCAUGGAGGAGGGCCACAAAAUCCCUUUCCCAUGGUGUGCUCCAGAGUCUCUGAAGUCUCGUAGUUUCUCUCAUUCGUCUGAUACCUGGAUGUUUGGGGUCACUCUGUGGGAGAUGUUCACCCAUGGACAGGAGCCGUGGCUGGGCCUUAAUGGGAGCCAGAUUCUCCACAAGGUGGACAUGGAUGCUGAGAGGCUCUGUAAACCAGAUGACUGUCCUCAGGACAUUUACAAUGUAAUGCUGCAGUGCUGGAGCCCCAAACCUGAGGACAGACCCACCUUCAUCGCCCUCAGAGACUUCCUGCUGGAGACAAUGCCGACAGAUAUGAAAGCGCUCCAGGACUUUGAGGAGGAAGACAAGCUCCAAAUUAAAAUGAACGAUGUCAUCACCAUGAUAGAGGGAAGGGCAGAGCAUUACUGGUGGAGAGGACAGAACAGGGGCACGCUGCGUAUCGGUCAGUUUCCUCGUCACGUGGUGACAUCAGUCGCCGGUACGUCCGUCCACGACAUCAGCAAACCGCUCAAACACUCCUUCAUCCACACGGGGCACGGAGACACGGACCCUCACAGGAGCUGGGGACAUGCAGACCGCAUAGACAGUCUGUAUUUGGGGAACCCCAUGGACCCUCCUGACGUCCUUGGAAUGGACUCGGGCAUCGCAAGGCCGACCAAACUCCCCAACCGUGCAAAGAAGAAACCUCCUCCUCGUCCGCCUCAACCUGCUGUCCUGCUGAAGAAGCCAUUCUACGACUCUGUGAUCGACGAUUACAAUGACGAAGAAGACACCAGCACUUCUUCUGGCCUGAGGAAGCUCGGAGUGUCCCUGGGGCUCAAGCUGAGACCGUGGGAGGGGUCCGGUGUGCGCUCGGCCAAAAGUGAAGUGUCGCUCAUCGACUUCACUGAUGACAGCUUCAGCUCCACCACGCCCUCGCCACUUGCUGAUAUGCGGCAGCCGGAUGAGGACACCCUCAAGGAUACUCCGUCCAUCCUGGACUGGCCUCUCCCUCAACCAUCUUAUGACGAGGUGACUACCGAGCUCGAGGACCAAUCAGAGGACCAGGAGGUGCGGUCUAUUAACAAGGGAUUCACUGAGGAGACCACGCCCACCGCCAGCAUCAGUAUGGUUGGCCGGAGCGAGUCGCAGUCUGCUGACCUCUUCCAAGAGUUACAGAGAGAGGUGAUGGUGAAGCUUCAGGUUCCCAUGUCAACGGGCCGCUCUCUCCCCUCCUCCCCGCUCCCGAUGACCCUGGCUCCUCCGAGCACCCACCGACAGAUCUACCUGCCCCCUCCGUCCCCCACCUACGCUCCCUCCUGCCUGGAUGACCGUCCCGUGCUGCCCCCUCGCAGCCCCGUCCCCCCGUUGCGUCCGUCCAAGCGCAUCCCCUCUACCCACACCCCCCACCCCCAGGCUCGCCCCAGCUCCAUCUCCAUGGGUGACACGGAAGACAGACCUCCUCAGAUCCCACCCAGAGACCACGCCUUCUCUCAGCCAGGCUCCCGCUCCUCCUCUCCACUCCCCCUGGUGCCCCCGCUGUCCUCCUACCCCAUGGCCCUGCCCCCUCCCCCUAUCUCAAGCUCCCCUCGCAGGGCAUCAGGACUCCUGGGACCCCUUCUGUCCUCUAACUCCUCCCCGUCUCACUCCACAUCACACUCCUCACGGCAGGCAGCUAGUGGUUCAUCCUACUCAUCCAGCUCCAUACUGGAUCCUCUUGCUUUUCGUGAGGGGCGUGGCCUCUCCUCACUGAUUGACAGCUCCCAGAGCUCUGCUCCGGCUCCGUUGCCAGAGCGACCAGCUUUUCUGGAAAGAUAUGGAGCAGCUAAUAUGGCGGCAGUCAAACCAAUGAUUCAACAUCCCAGCGGAGCCAAACCAAACUCCUCCUACAACAACAACAAUGGGCGAACUGCAGCUCCCAGCAUGCUUCAGGAGCAGAGCGUCACACAGGUCCAAGGAGCAGUACACGGUGUCACGCUGGAAGAGUGUCAGGCAGCUCUGCAAAGUCACAACUGGAGCACCCCCCAUGCAGUAAACAUUUUAAAGGUGGAGCAGCUGUUUCGUCUUGGCCUGAGGUCGAGAUCUGAGUGUGAGGAACUUCUGCAGCGCUGCCAGUGGAACCUGGAACAGGCCAGCACGCUCAUGCUGGACACAUACGGACCACAUCGUAACAAGAAGUGACAACAGGAGGGCGAACUGAGCGCUAAUCACCCACUGACCGGCUCAGAUGACUCACCAUUCCAAGCAUUUGAGACAUAGUGAUGCUUUUUAAUGAAUGGAGGUACAUAAAGCCGUAUAUGUGCCUCACUUAUUGUACUGUGAAUACCUGCUAUUACCUGUGUCAUACACACGCAUGCUCAUUAUUUGCUAACGGAGCAGCUUGUUGAAUGAACUUUACUUGAACCAUUGCUAUCUAUGCUUUUUGUUAUUACUGUACCUGAAUAAUGAACGGUUGUGUUUUUUCUGGUAGCUACUGCAAACUUCUACUGCGUGUGUCUGCUGUGAAUGAGUGAGUGUGUGCAUUACAUGCACACAAACACUGUAUAUGGCCAUGCUUUCUGCUGUUAAUAAAGCGAUAUAAAAUCAGGGAACUGUUAGCUACUGAUAUAGUUGUAUGUAAAGUCCUUAUAAGAUACUGUAUUAUGUAUUGCACUUUACUAAGUGUUUCACACUAGCUGAAGACACAAUAACUGCUGGUCAGACUAAGAUAUAUCUUGUUUGUGAAGUGAAUAAAAUACGGAUAUGGACUAUUAGCAUAUCAGGAAUUAUUAUUGUAUCAUUUGAGUUGUAAACCAAGCUUUUUAGGCUUUUUAGAAUCUUAGCUGGAACCCUCCUACAGUAUAGGCAAUACAAUGCCUGAAUCAGAAAUGUGAAGCUACCUACCAUCUCAUUAUGAACAAGUAAGAUAUUUAAUCAUUUUAAAAUUGAUGUUUAGUAUUUCUUCCUAUGAAAAUUAAUGCUGCAUGAUAAUCAUAAACUUACUGAAGCAUUUAAUUCAAAUCAACUGAAUACGUAGGCAACUGCUACUGUAUGUAUGAGUGUGUACUUGUGUGCCUAGUGUGUGUCUGUGCAGAUAUUGAUCAUAAAUAUGAUCACUUACAAAUUAUGAGGAACAAAAAACAGAUAGGAAUGGAUAACACAUUUUCCAUUAUUACAGCUUUGCAUGUCAGAUGCUAUAAAUUACAGCCGGCUUUCUUCUUCAGACCAAAUUAGGACAGUAAAAGUACAUUAUGGCAAAAAUGUUAAAAACGCUUCUGUUUCUUUGUGUUUGGGUCUGUGUGUGUCAGACAUCCUUCUCUUUUAUGCUCAGCUGCCAGCUAUUGCAGUGUUUUGGAUUGAUGUGAUGUUGACAGCAAUAUGUUGUAACAUUCGAGCAGCUUAUUAAUGAAAUUACAAGUAUGGCCUCCAACAUUUUAUAAUAAAAUGAAAUGCGAGUUUUCAAAUGUG